Messenger RNA from Arctia plantaginis, 12438 nucleotides. The record is from the annotation of a GenBank genome assembly. Lineage: Eukaryota; Metazoa; Arthropoda; Insecta; Lepidoptera; Erebidae.
AUGGCCAGCGGUGACUCCAAACGGAAGAAAAAGCGGCAGGCACCGUCUGACGCGGUGCUAUGCCCUUCAAGGUUCAUCCCUCCGGCGAGGAAGCCUAGGACCCUGCCGUGGAUGCCUAGGGCGGGGUAUGAUGCCGAGCUGGACAGGGACAGCGAGCUUCUCAGGGCCGCUAAAAACUAUUAUCCCGAAGGAGAGAACGAAGGAGCUUGCAGCGAGUUCCCCCCAUUGAUGCACAACAGAUCUUGGACGAGAGGGGUGCCGUAUCGUGAUGGUGAUCAGAGUAAACCAUCGGAUUCCAUUGGUAAUUGUUACACACCUGCAACCAAAACAAUGCGCCUGGUCAACAUGCCACCGAAGCGAAGAAUUCCGCCAGUUUUAUACGGUCCCCUGGGUCCCAAUGGAGAGCUACAGUUCCCACCACUAAAGCCCUGGGCUGAAAGAGAGAAGGAGAGGCUUGAAGCGCUCGACAAGAACAAAAGGGAUAAGAAUAAAGUGCAGAAAGGUCUGGUUCUACUAGACGAUUUGGUGUCAGGAGCGUAUGACAAGAGGAAGGCGGCUGAAGCAGAAGCAAAAAGAAAACGAAUGGAGAAGAGAAGACAGGAUAAACUUGAUGCAGAAGUUGCAGCCAAAGAGGCUCUGAGAAAACACUUGGAAAAGCUGAUGUUUGAAUUGCCCCGUGACCCUGAUCAGCAGAUGGAGGAAAUGUUGAAGCUGACCGAGGAGGAGCACUACAGACCGCUACGUAAUGACGAACCCGAACGAAUUAACUUCUAUUUAAACAAGGCAAUAACAGGCAAGCAUCUCCCUGACUAUCCCAUGCACCUGUACCGUCGCGCUAAAAAGGAGGUAGAUAAACAGACAGCACACAUCAAGAAGCGCCUUCUUAUUCUCACGUACCAGGCGUGCGUGAGACAGAGCGAGGCCGAUAUUAAGGAGUUUUUUAUUAUGGCUAUGAAGAGAUGUAUCCUCACCUACAUCCUGGAAGAUCCUAACGAACAGGCACGCUUAAAGAUUAGAUUUAUCCCACCCCUAUGGCCAGCCCACUUCGUCAGGGCUCCCAUGCCGUGGCACACCAGCUUGCUGAAAGCUAAGGAGUCGGUGUUUUUUAGAUAUUAUGAGGGUAAUCCCGUACUUAUCGAGCUGAGGCGAUUGUGGGACGAAAGAUACCAGAACAUAUUCAUUUGUGACAUGGAAAAAAUGCAAGAACAAACCCAAUUUCCACAAUACCCGUCUGAGUUCACGGAGAACCUGACAAGGCUGUGUAAGGAAACCAGGAAAGAGCUCUACGAUAACUGGUUAAUAGACGUCGCUGAUACCAUGAUCAAGAUGAGAUCUCAUUGGUCCGUCUAUGUGGCUAAGAAGAAAAACGAGUCUACCUUCCAAGUGGAGCAGUUCUUUAGAUGUAUUCAUUCGUUGAUGUCAAAGCAAGUUCGUGAUUUGGUUGAGAGAAGCGUCCGCCAUUUCGCUGAACAUUUUUCUUAUUACUUUGAGGGUAACAAUUACUCGGGCAAGUACCGAGACUAUUUGUUCAUAAAGCGUCCACUCCUGCGCAUUAAGGUGAUCGGCCACCCUGGCACUAACAACAUCACUUUCGAGCCCACACUCGAACAUAUGAAGACUUUCAUCGUCAAUUGGUUUAACACAAUCAUCAACGUCAACUGCCAGUUGCCCAGUGUUGACCAGAUUAUGUAUCCUGGUGUGAGACGACAGCGGCCAUAUCUCCUGGGCGUGUACCCUGAGGAGGGGUACCUCAUGGACAUCAUUCAGAAGAGCUUGCAUUACUUCAAUAUAAACAGACCUGGACCCAGGAGCUUUCUCAGCAGCUACGAAGAUUACUUUUAUAUCUUGAACGGAGAAGCCAAACAAGACUUGUUACAAUUCUUUGCUUUGGAACCUCCUCCGUAUUUAAAAGACUUUACGGCUCGCAUCUACAUGUACGAGGCCCUCCGCGACGAAAUCCUGUUCCUCCGCCGAGACAUACCCCUCAACAUGGUGAUGCUCGACUGCGGGCCCAUCAACGACACGCUGUGGGACAUCGUUAACGGCCUGCGGACCUAUAUCGUCGAUCACUUCAUCGCUGUUAAUAGGAAGUGGAACAGAGCAAUUUGCAACGUAUACGAGUCUAUAGCGGCGCGAGCAUCGGAGACUCCGGACACCACGGCGCAGUUGGUUGAACUGAUCGAGUUCAUCACGGAGAGUCGCGACUGUUCAAUGUUCGAUCUCCGGGAGAAGUCGCGGACGACGGCCGAAUACGUACUGUUCUUGAUGGAGCACGCACACUUACACUUCGAAGACGUCAACUUAAACACCCGCGUGUUCCUUUGGCCCCUCGACAUGGAGGAAACCAUUGACCUAACCCUCAAAACCCUGAACACUAAAAGAUCCAUGGCGGAAGACAAACUCCGAAGUAGAAAGACCGUGUUUGAGAGCAAGCUGAAGAAGCACGAGAAAGACUUGGAGCUGUUCCGGCGGUUUGAUCCACCGCUGCUGAAUGUGGAUUUGUUGAAGGAAGUCAUUGCAAAAGUCGAUGAGAUAAACAGCAAUUUGUAUGAAGACAAACGGGAAGCGGAAGAUAUAAUAAAUGAAGAAAUAUUGUUAGAGCAAGAACAGUCGGUGUACUACAGCUUGCAAACUAUGCUCGCGGGCAUCGAACCCUUCCAUAAACUCUGGCACACCGCGCACGACUUUUACGAGGGAUACGAGAAAUGGUACCAUGGCCCCUUUCUCGGUCUGGACGCUGAGCAAAUUACUGAGGACGUAGAAGCAUGGUGGAAACUCCUGUACAAGUUGGGCAAGCAGCUGUACGAGUAUCCUGGAGCUAAGCGUAUAGCGGACAUGGUCAGGAAUAAAGUGGAGAAGUUCAAAGUCCUGCUGCCAGUGCUGUGUGCUAUAUGUAACAGGGGUAUGCGCGAACGCCAUUGGGCCCGAAUCAGCGACCUUGUCGGCGUAGAGGUGGUGCAUGAGCCAGAGACAACACUGGCCGAUAUGGUUGAGCAGGGCAUCCACGUAUACGCUUCACAACUUGAAGAGAUAGAACAGUACGCUUCAAAAGAAUAUGCUCUCGAAAAGGCCUUGAAUAAGAUGAAGGAAGAAUGGAUCGGCGUCAAGUUUGAAGUUAUGCCCUACAGAGACACAGGCGUGGGCAUUCUCACUGGACUAGAUGAUAUACAACAACAGUUGGACGAUCACAUUCUAAAGGCUCAGACAAUGCGUGGCUCGCCGUACGUGAAGGCGUUCGAGGCUGACAUGAUAGCCUGGGAGGAGAAACUCAUCAGCAUGCAGGAUAUUCUGGACCAGUGGUUACAGUGCCAAGCAACAUGGAUGUAUUUGGAACCUAUCUUCUCGUCUGAAGACAUCAUGCGUCAGAUGCCAACAGAAGCGCGUAACUUCCGUGACGUAGACAAGGAAUGGCGUGUUAUCAUGCAGGCCACCUCAAAGGAUCCCAUGGUACUACCUGCUACGGACUUCCCUGGCCUGCUGAAGAAACUGAAGUACAAUAACCUUCUAUUGGAAGACAUACAGAGAGGACUUAAUGAUUACUUGGAGAAGAAGAGACUGUUCUUCCCCAGAUUCUUCUUCCUGUCCAAUGACGAGCUGCUGGAGAUUUUGUCUGAGACCAAGGACCCUAUGCGUGUCCAGCCUCACCUGAAAAAAUGCUUCGAAGGAAUUUACACGUUAGAGUUCAACGCUGCCAAGGAAAUCAUUGGAAUGGAAUCAGCAGAGUCUGAAGUCGUCAAACUGUCUGGCAGCAUUCAACCUGCAGAUGCUAAGGGUAUGGUGGAGCGCUGGCUACAACAGCUGGAGCACCAGAUGAUUGUGAGCUUGCGCGACGUGAACAUGGAGGCCAACAAUGCGUACGCGACCACACAGCGCGAGGACUGGGUGCUGGUGUGGCCCGGCCAGAUCGUGCAGGCCGGCUCUUGCGUGCAGUACACCUCAGAGGCGAUCGAAGCGAUCCAGUCCAACACGCUGCCGCAGCUGGUGGCGCGCAGCACGGAGCAGAUCACGGGGCUCGUGUACCUGGUGCAGGGCGAGCUCGAGCCCGGCAACCGCGUCACCAUCGAGGCGCUCAUCGUGCUCGACGUGCACGGUCGUUCAAUUCUCGAAGAAAUGGUGCAGAAAAAUGUGUGUGACAUAUCGGACUUCAACUGGAUCUCUCAGCUCCGGUACUAUUUGAGAGCUGAUAAGAUGACGUGUUCCAUGAUCACGACCGACGUGGACUACGGGUUUGAGUACCUCGGCAAUACUGGCAGGCUGGUAGCCACGCCACUUACUGAUAGAUGUUUCAGGACUCUAAUGAGCGCACUGAAGUUGAACUUGGGCGGAGCGCCCGAGGGCCCGGCUGGCACGGGCAAGACGGAGACCACCAAGGAUCUCGCUAAAGCUGUGGCCAAGAAGUGCGUCGUCUUCAACUGUUCCGAUGGACUGGACUACAAGGCGCUCGGCAAAUUCUUUAAGGGCUUAGCACAAUCAGGAGCCUGGGCCUGCUUCGACGAGUUCAACCGCAUAGAACUGGAGGUGUUGUCUGUGGUCGCGCAGCAGAUCCUGUCCAUUCAGUUGGCGAUCCUCAGGAGAGAGAAGCGGUUUGUGUUCGAAGGCACGGAGAUCAGUCUCAACCCGACUUGCUCUGUCUUUAUCACUAUGAAUCCUGGUUACGCCGGCCGUACAGAGUUGCCGGACAACUUGAAGGUACUGUUCAGGACGGUGGCCAUGAUGGUGCCAGACUACGCCAUGAUCGGCGAGAUCACCUUGUACUCCAACGGUUUCGUCUGUGCUGGACCCUUGGCUCGUAAGAUCGUGCAAGCGUACAAGCUGUGCUCGGAACAGCUCUCGUCACAGAACCACUACGACUACGGCAUGCGCGCCGUCAAGUCGGUGCUGCUGGCCUCUGGGGCUCUGAAGAAGAACUACCCGGAGAAGGAUGAGUCCCAACUUGUGUUGAGGGCAAUCAUUGAUGUCAAUAUGCCCAAGUUUCUCUCACAGGCAAGUGACAAUUCCACCUACUGUGAUGUGCCGCUCUUCGCUGGUAUAUAUUCGGAUCUGUUCCCGGGCGUAGAGAUCCCACAGCCGGACCGCGCGGAGCUGUUGCGAUGCAUCAAGAAAGACUUGGAUAAGAGGAACCUCCAGGGAACUGAAUGGUAUCUGGAGAAAAUCAUACAGAUUUACGAAAUGAUGUUGGUCCGUCACGGGUUCAUGCUGGUGGGCUCCCCCAUGGGCGGCAAGACUUGCGCCUAUCAGUGCCUCGCGGAUUCCCUCCGGGCGCUCCAGCUAAUGAAACCGCCUCCGCGGCACAAGGAGUUCGGCGCUAUAUAUCGUAUCCUCAACCCAAAGGCGAUUACCAUGGGACAGUUGUACGGGUGUUUCGAUCCUGCUUCGCAUGAAUGGUCGGAUGGAGUCCUCGCAAUAGCGUUCCGCGAGUACGCCAUGUCGGUGACGCGCGACCGCAAGUGGAUCUUGUUCGACGGACCCGUGGACGCCGUGUGGAUCGAGAACAUGAACACGGUGCUCGACGACAAUAAGAAACUGUGUCUCAUGAGUGGAGAGAUUAUUCAGAUGACAAACAAAAUGAACUUGAUCUUUGAGGCUGCGGAUUUAGAGUUCGCAUCUCCGGCCACCGUGUCACGGUGCGGCAUGAUUUACAUGGAGCCCGAACAGCUCGGUUGGCGCGCUUUCCUGAUAUCGUACAACGUGUAUUUGACAAAGAAGUUGAUCCCGGAGCAGUACGAUUUGAUCCAGGAGCUGAUCGAGUGGCUGGUGCCGCCGAUCCUAGAAUUCCUCACGCACAGGUGCACGCAUUUCGUCAUCGUCGGUGAGAUACAUCAGUUCGAUUCGUUCAGCCGCCUUUUCACCUGUCUACUGGAGUCGGAGACGCAGUUCAGUACGAUGUGGCUGCAGUGUACUUUCGUGUUUUCGCUCUUGUGGGGAUUGGCCGCCACUGUCACCGGCGAAAGCCGCAAGGCCUUCGAUGUGUUCCUCCGCAAGCUCCUCGAAGGCAGCAACGCGGCGUACCCUAAACCCAAGUCUUUCAAAUUGACCAAAAACCAACUAUUCCAAGACAAGGAUACGGUGUACGACUACGUGUACGAUAAGAGAAACAACGGCACGUGGAUACCUUGGAUGGAGUUGGAGAAGGAAGUUCCUCUGGCUCCCAAUAUGAAGGUGGGCGACCUGAUAAUCCUGACAAACGAAAACGCGUGCCUGCGCUACUUCGUCACAAAGAUGGUGCGCGCGCGCAUACCGAUCCUCAUCGUGGGCCCCACGGGGACGGGCAAGUCUUCGCUCGUCCUUAACUACCUCAUGACCUUACCCAAAGAGAGAUAUAUCACCAACACUAUUAAUUUCUCAGCGAGAACUACCGCAAACCAGACACAAGAUAUCAUCAUGUCCAAAGUGGAUAGGAGACGUAAAGGUGUGUUCGGACCAUCUAUGGGUAAAAAGUGUGUAUUGUUCGUGGAUGACUUGAGCAUGCCCCAGAAGGAGCAGUACGGAGCUCAGCCGCCGCUGGAACUGCUGCGCCAGUGGAUCGACCACGGCCACUGGUAUGACCUGAAGGAAAUGGUCAGACAGGAAGUAGUGGACGUGCUCUUCGUGUCAGCCAUGCUUCCCCCAGGUGGUGGUUCUAACCUGAUCACAGGCAGGCUGACUAGACAUAUGCUGCUUGUUACCCUGGACUCGUUCGAAGACAACACUUUGAACAAGAUCUUUGUAACUAUUAUGGACUGGCACUUGGCAAAGGGAUUUCCGGAGGCUCUUCAGAGACAAUCCAAGGCAAUAGUCGGUGCCAUAAUGGAAGUGUACAAAACCGUUACUCUUCAAUUCCUCCCGACGCCGAGCAAGUGCCACUAUCUCUUCAACCUGCGGGACUUCGCGAGAGUCGUGAAGGGUAUACUGCUGGUGCCCGCCACUCACAUGAAGGAGCUGAACAAAUUGGUCAUACUUUGGAUUCACGAGACCUACAGAGUUUUCUACGAUAGACUCGUUGAUGACACUGAUAGGUUACGUCUGUUCGACAUUGUGUACAAGUCGGUGUACGCGUACUUCCGCGUGCACUGCGACCAGGUGCUGACGGACAUGGGGUACGUGCGCGAGGGGGAGAAGUGCGGCAACAGACACGCCGCCAACAUAUUCUUCGGCAACUACAUGGAACCGGAUGCUGAUCCCAAAAUAUAUGAUCAGGUGCUGGACUUGAACGACAUGGCACAGAAAAUGGAAUACUAUUUAGAAGAGUACAACGUGGUCUCGUCGUCUCCCAUGUCGCUGGUGAUGUUCAGAUACGCGCUGGACCACAUAUCAAGAUGCUGCCGCGUGCUGCUACAAGAUAACGGCAAUUUGCUGUUAGUGGGUGUAGGCGGCAGUGGUCGAAGCAGUGCCGUUAAAUUAGCUGCUAGCAUUCUCGAAAUGAAUGUCAUACAGAUAGAAAUAUCACGAGUAUACGGUCAGACGGAGUGGCGCGAUGACAUCAGAAAGCUCCUCAUGAAGGCGGGCAUCAUCGGGAAGCCCCUGGUCUUCCUCUUCGCUGAUAAUCAAAUAAUGUACGAAGGUAUGGUGGAAGAUAUCAACAUGCUGCUGAAUACCGGCGAUAUACCGAACUUGUACGGUAUGGACGAGAAAGUGGAGAUAUUGGAUAAGAUGCAGACGGCGGUCAGGGAUGCGGGUCGAAAAAUUGAGACCACCCCGCUAGCCAUGUUCACCUUCUACGUAGAGAGAGUGAGAGCUAACCUUCGCAUCGUCCUGGCUAUGUCUCCUAUUGGCGACUCUUUUAGGAACCGCCUCAGGAUGUUUCCGUCUCUGAUCAACUGCGCUACGAUUGAUUGGUUCACGGCGUGGCCGCCAGAGGCGCUGGAGGCGGUGGCGCGCAUGUUCGUGGCGCGCAUCGAGAACGUGGAGGAGGAGCUGCAGGAGGCCUGCGUCGAGAUGUGCCAGCUCUUCCACAUGACCGUCGUCAAGCUCAGUGCAGAUUUUUAUGCGGAACAACGCCGGAUGGUAUACGUCACUCCGACCAGUUUCCUGGAGAUGAUCAAGGCCUUCCAGAAUCUGUAUGCUAUGAAAGUCAACCAGAUCACCAGCUCAAGGAUCAGGUACGAAACUGGACUCGAACAGUUAGAUUUUGCUGCAGGCCAGGUCGCCGUUAUGCAACAGCAACUAAGAGACCUUCAACCAUUGCUUGUGGAAACUUCAGAUAAGACGGAGAAACUAAUGAUCAAGAUCGAGCAGGAUACUGUCGUGGUGGAGAAGCAGAAAGAAAUUGUAGGAGCAGACGAAGCCCUGGCUAACGAAGCCGCCGCAGCAGCUCAAGCUAUCAAAGACGAUUGCGAAUCUGACUUGGCUGAAGCAGUUCCUGCCCUCGAAGCGGCCUUAAACGCCCUUAACACCCUCAAACCAGCCGAUAUUACCCUCGUCAAGAGUAUGAAGAACCCACCAGCUGGUGUCAAGCUGGUGAUGGAAGCUGUUUGUGUGAUGAAGGGUAUCAAGGGUGAUAGGAAAAUGGAUCCAAGCGGCAAAGCAAUUGAAGACUUCUGGGGUCCGUCACAGAAGAUGCUCGGUGACAUGAAGUUCCUGGAAAGCUUGAAAAACUACGACAAGGAUAACAUACCACCGGCUACUAUGAAGAAGAUCAGAGAUAAGUAUAUCCCGGACCGCGAGUUCGACCCGGCUGUGAUCGCCAAGGUGUCCUCAGCCUGCGAAGGUCUGUGUCGAUGGGUGCGAGCCAUGGACGUGUACGACAGAGUCAUCAAGAAUGAGUUAUUUACAUACACGUACAACGGCUCACGAAUGUGUCAGGUGGUGGCCCCGAAGAAGGCGGCGCUGGCGGAGGCGGAGGCGGAGCUGCAGGCGCAGAUGAACACGCUCAACGCCAAGCGGGCGCAGCUGCAGGCCGUCUUGGACAAACUACAGGCGCUGAACGACGAGUUCGCUGAAAUGACUCGCAAGAAGAAAGGGCUAGAAGACGAGAUAGACCUGUGUUCUACUAAGCUGCAGCGUGCUGAGCAGCUCAUUGGUGGACUUGGGGGGGAGAAGGCGAGGUGGACCGAGCUGGCGCACCAACUGCAAGUGCUGCUGUCCAACAUUAUUGGUGAUGUGCUGCUGGCUGCCGGCUGCAUAGCGUACCUCGGACCGUACACUGUUAACUAUAGGAAGGAUAUAGUGGUCGUGUGGAACAAACGUGCUGUUGCACUUGAAAUACCCUGCUCGGAGCAGUUCUCUCUCAUCACGACCCUGGGUGAGCCCGUGGUGAUCCGCGCCUGGAAUAUUGCUGGACUGCCCGUGGAUGCCUUCUCCAUCGAGAACGGCAUCAUAGUGGAGAAGUCAAGGAGGUGGCCGCUCAUGAUUGACCCUCAAGAACAAGCCAACAAAUGGGUGAAGAACAUGGAGCGAGAGAACCAGCUGAAAGUAAUUAAGCUCACCGACAGCAACUACGUGAGAGUGCUGGAGAAUUCCAUCCAACUCGGCUAUCCGGUCAUACUCGAGAAUAUCAGGGAGAUGCUGGAUGCUGUACUGGAACCUGUGCUGCUUAGAAAUGUAUUCAGGUCCGGCGGUAUAGACUGUCUGAAGUUUGGAGACAACAUCCUGGAGUAUAGUCACGACUUUAGGUUGUACAUCACGACCAGGCUGAGCAACCCCCACUACCUGCCUGAAAUCGCUGUUAAGGUAACUUUACUGAACUUCGUCAUAACACCUCAAGGGUUACAAGACCAACUCCUUGGUAUAGUGGUGGCGCAGGACCGCCCUGAACUAGAGCUUAAGAAGAACCAGCUCAUUGUGGAGGGUGCCAACAACAAGAGAACCCUGAAAGAGAUUGAGGAUCAAAUUCUUGAGGUACUAUCAUCAGCCGGCAAUAUUCUAGAAGAUGAAUCAGCAAAUCGGAUCCUCUCCUCAUCCAAAGUGUUGUCCAUCGAAAUUGAGGCAAAACAGGCGGCUGCUGCCAUCACCGAGUUAGAGAUAGACGAGGCCAGGCUUCUGUACGUGCCCGUCUCGUCUCACGGCUCGGUCUUGUUCUUCUGUAUAUCAGACUUGGCAAACAUUGAUCCCAUGUACCAGUACUCUUUGGUUUGGUUUAUAAACCUGUAUAAUCAGGCGAUCAUAAACUCACCCAAGAGCGACAUCCUAGAAGAGCGCAUUGAAGGGCUGAACGCGUACUUCACAAGGAGCAUCUAUGAGAACGUGUGCCGCAGCCUCUUCGAGAAAGACAAGCUGAUCUUCUCUCUCGUUCUCACGCUAGGAAUUGCUAGAGCUAAGGGUACUUUAGACGACGAACUGGUAGCGUUCUUGCUGACGGGCGGCGUGGCCCUGGACAACCCGUACGAGAAUCCAGCCCCCACCUGGCUUACCGAUAAGUCCUGGUCAGAAAUCGUGCGUUGCAGCAACAUGAAUGAAUUAAAAGGUUUCAAAGAACAUUUCGAGAAGAACCUGCCUUUAUGGAAGGCAUUCUACGACCUGUCCGCCCCUCACGAGAGCUCCUACCCGGAGCCGUUCGAUGAGAUCGAGGGCAUCGCCAAACUGAUAAUACUCAGAUGCAUUCGUCCAGACAAGAUGAUUCCACUUGUGCAACAGUACGUGGUGUCUCAAAUGGGCCAGACGUAUAUCGAACCUCCACCUUUCGACCUGGAGAAAUCAUACAACGACAGCAACUGCUGCUCCCCUCUCAUCUUCAUCCUGUCGCCGGGAUCCGACCCCAUGUCAGGGCUAGUCAAGUUCUCCAUGGAGAAGAAGGUGUACAGCUUCGAGACAAUAUCGCUCGGACAAGGACAGGGUCCCAUCGCAGCGAACAUGAUCAAUCAAGCUAUCAUCACUGGAGGGUGGGUGGUACUGCAGAAUUGCCACGUGAUGGACUCGUGGAUGGGUGAGCUGGAACGAAUUUGCGCCGAAGUGAUCAUACCGCAGUCUACUCAUCACAACUUCCGCUGUUGGCUAACUUCGUACCCGAGCAAAGCUUUCCCUGUAACUGUGUUACAAAAUGGUGUCAAAAUGACUAACGAAGCACCGAAAGGACUGAAAAAUAACAUCUACCGUUCAUACAUCUCGGAUCCAAUCUGUGACCCCGAGUUCUACAUCUCCUGCCCACGUACCGAGGACUGGCGGCGCUUGCUGUUCGCGCUGUGCUUCUUCCACGCCAUCGUGCAGGAGCGCCGCGCCUUCGGCCCCCUCGGCUGGAACAUACAGUACGAGUUCAACGAGAGCGACCUCCGCAUCUGUAUCAUGCAGCUGCAGAUGUUCCUAAGUGAGUACACGGAGACACCGUUCGACGCGCUCAACUACUUGGCCGGGGAGUGCAACUACGGUGGGAGAGUCACUGACGACAAGGACAGACGUCUCAUUCUGUCUCUGUUGUCCAUAUUCUAUAACGAGGAGGUCACUACGGACCCUGAUUACUGGUUUUCACCGAGCGGUGACUACCGCAUGCCACCCAGGUUGGACUAUAACUCUGUUUUGGAACAUAUCAGAGCCCUGCCCAUGAUUGCCAAGCCUGAAGUGUUUGGCUUACAUGAGAACGCUGACAUCACCAAAGAUAAUAAAGAAACUGGUGCGCUCCUGUUCGGCACAUUGCUGACCCAGACGUCAAUAAUGAGCAAGGGUGGUGGGGCCGAGGGCGGAGAGGGAGGCGGCGUCGUCGACAUGACCAAGGACAUGAUAUCCAGAUUCCCCAAGUCUUACGAUGUGUACGAAGUCUCCCUAAAGUAUCCCGUGUUGUACUAUAAUAGCAUGAACACUGUGCUCAAACAGGAGUUGAUACGAUACAACCGUCUAAUCGCUGUGGUGAAGCGGACCCUCAACGGGGUAUACUUGGCCGCCCAGGGCCUGGCAAUUAUGAGCGCUGAACUGGAACAGUGUAACAACGCGUUCAUUAAAGGUAUCGUCCCGGGGGUCUGGAUGUCUAAGUCGUACCCCUCUAUGAAGCCGCUCGGGUCUUAUGUGGCUGAUUUACUGGCAAGACUUAAAUUCCUUCAAGACUGGGUAGAUGAAGGGCCUCCAAUAGUCUUCUGGCUAUCUGGCUUCUACUUCACGCAGUCGUUCCUGACGGGCGUACUCCAGAACUACUCAAGACACAACAGAAUCCCCAUUGACCAAGUGCAUUUCGAGUUCCAAAUCACGGGCAUGGAGUCUGAAUGUAGCGAGUUACCGGAAUUCGGCGUUUAUUGUAAGGGCCUAUUCCUGGAAGGAGCUCGAUGGAAUAGAGAGAUCAUGCAACUGGACGAGUCAUAUCCAAAGAUACUGUUUGACACCAUCCCAAUUAUAUGGUUCCAACCAGCUCUCAUCGUCAACUUCAAUCCCCCGCCAUGUUACUUCUGCCCUAUCUACAAGACCAGCGAGAGAAAGGGCGUGUUGGCCACCACUGGACACUCCUCCAAUUUUGUCAUGUACAUCACACUGCCCACUGACGUCAAGGAGAAACACUGGAUAAAUAGGGGGGUAGCUAGUUUGACACAGUUGGAUGAUUAG